Molecule: messenger RNA, 1152 nt
Organism: Phanerochaete carnosa HHB-10118-sp
Lineage: Eukaryota; Fungi; Basidiomycota; Agaricomycetes; Polyporales; Phanerochaetaceae
Exons: 10
Coding region: 1-1152 (383 amino acids)
Biological process (GO): proteolysis
Molecular function (GO): aspartic-type endopeptidase activity
Source: RefSeq, a predicted model, not a curated record
AUGAUUUUCUUCGCAGUCUCUAUUCUUACGCUCGCUGCACUCUUAGCAGCAUUCCCGACUAAUACCCGAAAUAAUGCUGCAUCCAUACCACUCACUCGACGGUUGAACGUGCCAUCCGGCCAGACGCUGCCGGAGAUUGACAAAGCGCGAGCGCAGGCUUUCAAGUCGACAGCAGCCCAGCGCGCCCAGAAGGACUCCAGCAUUACGCCGGUGCCCGUCACAAAUACUGCUGUACUUUACACCGCAGAGGUCCUGAUCGGUGAACCACCCCAGACAUUCGACCUGAUCGUAGAUAUCGGCAGCUCGAGCACGUGGAUCGGUGCUAAUACCUCAAACCCGUACACGCCCACAAAUACAUCUACUGCGACCUCCACUAUCUUAUGCGUGCAGUUCAUUGAAUAUGGCUCCGGACUUUUCAUCGGUCUCGAAUACAACGAUACAGUGACAAUUGGAGGGCUGAGCAUCCCGAACCAGACCAUCGGUGAUGCCCAGUGGGCGCUUGGCUUCGAGGCUGGAGUAGAUGGAAUUCUGGGUCUGGGUCUUUUAGACGCAUAUGAGGUCGGGAUCGCAUUCGCGCCACCAAACUCGACGUCUGACCCCAACGGUGAGCUGACGUUUGGUGGAGUGGAUUCCAGCAAGUUUAACGGAGACCUCACAUACACUAAUAUCACUACCACAUACCCUGCUAUGGAUUACGUCGGCUUUAACCAGAGCGUUACAUUCGGCAACCAGACGCUCUUAUCUAACACUGCUGGCAUCGUUGAUACUGGAACCACCCUAGUAGAACUCGCAUCUGACGCCUUCGCCACGUAUCAGAACCUGACGGGUGCUGUCCUCGACAGCACAACAGGACUUCUGACGAUCAGCUCUGCGCAGCUUGACAACCUCCCAAGCCUGUUCUUUAUCAUUGAAAAUGCGACCUUCGAGCUCACCAGUAAUGCGCAGCUCUGGCCUCGUGCACUCAAUAGUGCCAUCGGAGGCAAGAAUGAUAGCAUCUAUCUCAUUGUCAGUGACCUUGGGACUCCUUCUGGAGAGGGACUGGAUUUUGUCAACGGCUACGCUUUCUUAGAAAGAUUCUAUGCCGUGUAUGAUACGGGAAACUCUCGCGUCGGAUUUGCCACCACUCCCUUUACAUUUUCGACCAGUAACUAG